GGCUCCUCCAGCCCCUCUCCAGCAGCCUGCUACCCAACUUCCACUGAGCCUCUGGGGGACAUUAGAAGCUUGGAAAAUUGAGAACAGGUUUUGAGAAUCCUUAGCAAACUCCUAACUGUGUGUUGAAACCCCAACCUUAAUGCCUCCUCCUCUAGGAUGCCUGUGGGAUCCUCCCUCUUUCUGUCCUGUCUCCUUGGGGGUGGGGUGGGAACCUCCUGGUCAAUGUCCAGCUCAGCCAUUUCCCAGGACCACAUGUCCCAAGUGCCUGCCCAGAGCUGAGGCAUUUGGAGUGACUGCUCGUUGAGUGAACAGUCAUGGAGCCCGGUCAAGGUCAGGAAGCUGUGUUGGGGAAGCUGCGGGCAGGCAAGGAGCUCGGGGUGAGGUCACUGGCUUCCAGCAAGAGAGAAGUGGGACAGGGUGGCCCCUCCUCCUCUCGUGAGAGCCCGAGGCCCACAGAGGACUGGACUCUGCUCUCCCCUCCAUUCCUGCACCCCUGCCUCUUCCCCUAGGAGCUGGCUGCACAUGUGGAGAACUCCAGGUUGGUGGCUUCAGAGGCUUGCUACACUGCAAAGGCCAGGAGGUGACAGCGGGAGUGUUCAACCCACGUGUCUCCACAGAUUGCUAAGAUGGGGGCCAUGGGGGCAAGGUUGCUGAGGUCAUGUUUCCCGCUGCUGCUGGCCCUGCUCCACAAGUCAGGGAGUCAGGAUCUAACCUGCAUGGUGUCCCCAAGCAAUGUGGACUGGACCCAGACAUUCAACGACACUUGCCUCAAUUUCAGUGGCCUUGGCCUGUCCCUGCUAAGGAGCCAGCCCCUGAGAGCCAGCCAAGUGCAAGUCCUGGACCUGUCUAGGAACGGGCUGCAGACACUCCCGGGGGGCUUCUUUGCCAGCCUGGAGAAACUGAAAACCCUGAUCGUCACCCACAACUGGCUGACCAGCGUGGACCAGUCGCUGGCCCUGCGCUGUGACCUGGAGCUCAGGGCAGACUGCAGCUGUGGGCUGGGGUCCUGGCAUGACCUUCGCCAGAACAACUGCUCAGGGCAGCAGCAGCUGCUGUGUCUCCACCAGGACACUGGUGCUCCUGGGAACCUCUCCACCUUCCUUCAAGUCAACUGUCCCCCUAGCCUGGCCCCAGGGACCAUCGCCGCCCUUGUUGUGGCAGGGACUAUCUUUCUGGCCCUGGCUGUCUGUGGAUCUGUGCUGGUCUGGAGAGUUCGGCGACACCGGAGAGCCAGUGGCCAGGGCCUCGGCAAAGCCCAGAAUGCACAGGAUGCCCCAGGACCAGUGACAGGCUUCCUGCCAAGGUACAGCAGCCGGCGACCUGGCCCCAAGGCCACGGACAGGCCACCAGCCACGUCCACGCUGGUCUAUGAGAAUGUCUUCAUUGGCCAGCCAGAGGAGGACUGCUCCUGGUCGGCACCCAGGAGCAGCCCUGCUGGGGACAGCGACUGCUACAUGAAUUACAGGGGUGCCGACCUGGACCCUCAGCCCCUCUACUGCAACCUGGAGUCCCUGGGGUAGGCCCCUCCAUACCACGAGGAGUGUGGGUUCUGAGACGCUGAGCCUGGCCUGUGGAGACAGACACGGGACUCCAAGACUGUUCCCUGCGACUGCACGCUGCCAGCAAGGAUCCAGAGAGGAUCCCCAAAGGGGAAGGAGAGUCAGAAACUGAAACUUCCCUCAGUGUGCAUACACGUGGUGCUCAAUAAAUGCCCUGGGACACGUGGGGCCGCUGGCUCUGAGUGUAGAACUGACCAAA
This is a messenger RNA of Meriones unguiculatus (Mongolian gerbil), 1758 nucleotides long. RefSeq names its product leucine rich repeat containing 25 (gene Lrrc25). Gene Ontology annotation, molecular function: protein binding. Lineage: Eukaryota; Metazoa; Chordata; Mammalia; Rodentia; Muridae. Bases 627 to 1520 code for a protein of 297 amino acids. The transcript has 3 exons. The record is from RefSeq and is a predicted model, not a curated record.